AGGUUAAAAUGGAUGACAUCAAGUUCCCCAAGAACUUUUUCCUGUCUCGAGACAAUAUGCACGCAGUUUUCGACGCUUUUUCGGCUGGGCGUUCGGUGUCUGAGGCUGCGGCGGAGGUGGUUCAAGCUGUUUCCUCUAAAAAGGUUAGCCGACCUCCUGCCAAAGCUUCUUCUCGGGCUUCUAAACCAAGCUCGCGCGGCACCAAGUCAUGUCGGCCAUCUAGCCGUGGUGGAUCGAGCUCAACUCUUAAGCCCGCUGAAGGGUCUAAAUCUACUCCAGCUUCCUCGGAGGGUGCGAGGGAAACCUCCCUAGCCAUUGUGGAGCAGACCCAAGUCGUUGAACAAGUGGAGUCGGGACCUUGGAACGUAAGUGUUCAGCCCUGCUCAAGGUAGUAAAACAUGUUGAAGACAGGGCUCAGCUAGAGCGUGAGCAAUGUAUAGCGGAGUAUCAAGAGUCUGAUGAACUGAAGAGGAAGAUCGAGCAGGCCUGUGAGGUUCACCUUCAGGACUACAAAGAUUCUUCUGAAUUGAAGGCGUUUGUAACUGAGGCUUGCGAAGCACAUCUUGAUGAAUAUAAAGCUUCCGCUGAGAUGGGGUCGGCUAUUUUUAAGAAAGCCUUCCGUAUGUACGUAACCGGUUACAAUCGUGGUUUAAGGGAAGCUAGACACGCUCCUGAUAUUCCUUUGGAAAAGCUUCGUAAGCCCGAAUUGGACUCGGAUGGCGAGCCGGUGUUAUAUGGGGAAGAUGAUUUCCCUAUGCCCAGAGGGGAUUGUCGCAUCGUAGGCCGGUCCUCUGUGUCUUCUUCAGAAGAAUCCGAGUCGGAGGGGGAGGACGAGGAAGUUCCUGGGUCAGAGGGAGAUGACCCUAAUUCUGAGAAGGAGGACCCCCACCUAGGGUCAGAGAUUGCCCCUGUUGUUAAUGUUGAGAGGCCUGAUCCAAAGGAGGCCGUGCUUCCUCCAGAUGUAGCUGUAAAUAAAGAUAGUGUAGGCGAGGAUGUUCUCACAGAUGUGAGUCCUUUGAGGACUAUUUUUCCUUCUACUUCGUCCGAAAAAUAG
Messenger RNA from Manihot esculenta (cassava), 1054 nucleotides. RefSeq lists its product as uncharacterized. The record is from RefSeq and is a predicted model, not a curated record. The transcript has 2 exons. Lineage: Eukaryota; Viridiplantae; Streptophyta; Magnoliopsida; Malpighiales; Euphorbiaceae. The coding region runs from base 590 to 1054 and encodes 154 amino acids.